Messenger RNA from Ananas comosus (pineapple), 2241 nucleotides. RefSeq names its product receptor kinase-like protein Xa21. The record is from RefSeq and is a predicted model, not a curated record. The transcript is spliced from 2 exons. Lineage: Eukaryota; Viridiplantae; Streptophyta; Magnoliopsida; Poales; Bromeliaceae. The coding region runs from base 16 to 2241 and encodes 741 amino acids. Gene Ontology annotation, molecular function: protein binding.
UACUGCAGGAUUACUAUGGCUUUAGCUUCUCUUGUCUUAGUUCGUAGAAUGGAAGGCUUUUUCCAUGCACUAUUUUUUCUCAUCAAUCUACUAUAUGUGAUGUCCGCCGCCUGGUGCACCGCCACUGCCGCCGCCGGGAUCAAAGAAGCUGCAUCCGACCGCGCCGCCCUCCUCUCCUUCAAGUCGCUCAUUGACGACGAUCCGUUCGGAGCGCUCUCCUCGUGGAACAACGGCUCUCUCCACUACUGCAGGUGGCGCGGUGUCUCCUGCGGCCGCCGCCAUCCCGACCGGGUCACGGCCCUCGACCUCAAGUCUCUCCGCCUAGCCGGUUCCGUAUCACCCUCCGUAGCCAACCUCACAUUCAUCCAAAGGAUCGAGCUGUCCGACAACAAGCUAGACGGAAGCAUCCCGGAGGAGCUAGGAAGCCUACGCCGGCUGCGAUAUCUCAACCUGAGUGUGAAUUCUCUUCGCGGAAUGAUCCCGUCUUCUCUAGGCAAUUGCUCUAAUCUUCGACUACUCAACUUGAGAUGUAAUAAGCUCAACGGUGAGAUCCCGCCAACUCUAUCGCGUCUUUCCAAUCUUAGAGAGCUUCGCCUGAGUUGGAACACGUUACAAGGGACGAUCCCAGAUUCACUUGGGAAUCUUUCUUCUCUACUCUCUCUUUCUUUAGGUAACAAUAGCUUGUCAGGAGCCAUGCCUCCAUCCUUCGGUGGCCUUCUCUCGUUGAAGAUUCUUGAAAUCCAAGAGAAUAGUCUCACGGGAACCAUUCCGCCCAGUCUCACAAAUCUCUCCGCUCUGAACGUGCUUGCGCUACGAAGAAACAAACUUCAUGGUGAAAUUCCCCAUUUUGCAGAACUCCCAUUCCUCUCUUACCUGGACUGCUCUUAUAAUUAUCUUUCCGGGACGAUCCCAAUUUCGCUCGGACAACUUUCAUCUCUCAAAUAUCUCAUUCUCGGGAUGAACAACUUAACAGGGGAAAUACCGUCAUCCCUUUACAAUCUAUCAUCCCUGAAGGGCUUAGAACUCAUUUAUAACCAGCUCGAGGGAACUCUACCCUCCAAUAUCGGAAAUGCUCUUCCGAACCUUCAAGUCCUUCGUAUGUAUGGAAAUCAGCUCGGGGGGCAAAUUCCAGCAUCCUUGUCCAAUGCUUCUGAGCUUUGCGACCUUGAGCUAUCACUCAAUGCAUUCCAUGGCACGAUACCGCAGAGCCUUGGAGCCUUGCAGAGCCUCUUGCGGCUCAUACUGACCGUCAAUCGACUCGAAGCCAGGAAUCCUAGUGACUGGAGCUUCAUUAAAGCACUGACCAACUGCACCAGUCUCCAAGUGUUGGCACUAGGACACAAUCAACUUCAAGGCACACUGCCCAAAUCACUAGUCAAUCUUUCCACUAGUCUUAAUGUUUUGGUAAUCGCCAACAACCAAAUAUCAGGAAUUAUACCUACUGAGAUUGAGAAGCUCAUCAAUCUAACUAUUCUUGCCGUGAAUGGUAACGACCUUCGAGGCACCGUUCCCAUAGAAAUCAGUCAUCUUUCGCAAUUACAGUACUUGGAUCUGUCGAACAACAUGCUUUCAGGCGAAAUUCCUCCCACUUUGGGCAACCUAACACGAAUGGACAAGCUCUAUCUUGGCAACAAUGAAUUUGAAGGAGCCAUUCCGCUGACAUUAAGCAACCUGUUAAUGCUAGAGUUGUUAGAUCUAUCAAAUAAUAGGCUAAGUGGUAGUAUUCCUAAAGAAGUUUUGACCCUUUCAUCACUCACAAUCUUCCUUGACUUGUCGCAUAAUUUACUGAACGGUUCAUUACCGUUGGAAGUGGGCAACUUGAUAAAUAUCUGGGGUGUUAAUCUCUCAAAUAACAGGCUCUCUGGUGAGAUUCCAGACACCAUCGGCAAAUGCGUCAUCUUGGAAAAUCUUUAUUUAGAGAAUAACUUAUUUCAAGGAUCCAUUCCUCCCUCCAUCAGCAAUUUAAGAGGGCUUGAGGAGCUUGAUCUCUCAAAAAACUUCUUUUCAGGCCAAAUACCGGCAUUCCUAGAUGAGCUCCCGGAUCUACACUACUUAAAUCUCUCCUUCAACAGUUUUGAGGGCCGAGUGCCGAUGAAAGGGGUCUUUAAGAAUGCGAGCGAAGUUUCGCUUAUCGGAAAUAGUAAACUCUGCGGCGGAAUUCCAGAAUUACACUUGCUGAAAUGCACUUCAGAUGCCUUUGCAACAAAACAUCACUCUGAUUAUAAACUAUUUUGUGUUUGA